UCGACGCCCAGUUACUCGUGAGUGUUUCGGUUAAAUUUUGUGUAUUUCUUUCUUUGAUGCUAUUCGCAUUUUGCUAUGGGUUAAAUCGUGAAAAAUAUCAUUCGAUACACUUGAGCAUAUAGUCGAAUGAUAAUAUUCUAGAUUAGAAGCCGACAGAUUUGACAAAAUACCAAAAAUGGCGAUCUGAAAAAACAAUUAUUUCGUAGCAGUUCUACGUAUAAUUGGAUCGUCUGUUGAAAAAUUGGCGAACACAGAGAGACAAAUCAGAAAACGAGGAAAAAUGCAGACAAUUAAAUGCGUUGUGGUCGGGGAUGGUGCAGUGGGUAAAACUUGUCUGUUGAUUUCAUACACUACAAAUAAGUUUCCAUCCGAGUAUGUACCAACAGUAUUUGACAAUUACGCUGUGACUGUUAUGAUCGGUGGUGAACCAUAUACCUUAGGAUUGUUCGAUACAGCAGGUCAGGAGGAUUACGACCGACUACGUCCAUUAAGUUAUCCUCAAACUGACGUGUUCCUUGUUUGUUUCUCGGUCGUGUCACCAUCAUCCUUCGAAAAUGUUAAAGAAAAGAGAUUCCUAAACUCGGAAAUUGUGCAGUGGGUUCCAGAAAUAACUCAUCAUUGUCAAAAGACUCCAUUCUUAUUGGUGGGUACUCAGAUUGAUUUGCGAGAUGACGCGGCAACUAUAGAGAAACUUGCAAAAAACAAACAAAAGCCUAUAUCAGCCGAACAAGGUGAAAAACUUGCCAAAGAACUGAAAGCAGUCAAGUAUGUGGAAUGCAGUGCUCUUACACAGAAAGGUUUGAAAAACGUGUUCGACGAAGCGAUCUUAGCAGCGUUAGAGCCUCCAGAGCCAGUUAGAAGAAGACGAUGUAUCGUUUUGUAGAGAGCAACUAACGUGGUUUUUAAAGUCUAUUAGCGCUGUUCGGACGAUGAUUGCUGUAUGAGCUUGUCAUACGGUGCAUGCGAAAAUACUUUUCGACUAACGAUAGUUCGUCUGUUUAUCGGUACGAUCUAUCUUUCGUUUUUCGAUUCAUUCGAUACAUACUCGAUUCGAAGGGGGGAGGGGGAGGAAAAAACAAAAAUUCAUCCAGAAAAGAUGAAGACAAGCAUUUUAUGUAUAAGAGGUACGCAUGUAUAUUAAUUAUGUGUGUACAUGUGCAUGUAUAUGUGUAUGUUCGCAUACAUUUAUAUGUGCACACAAGCGCGCGCGCACACACACAUAUACACAAACACAUACAGAAAGACACUCCUACAUUUAUCCUUUCGUCGACUGGUUCAUCGAAGAAAGAUAAUUGACAGUUGGUUUAGUUUCUACUUGAAUCAGCUCGAGGCAGCGGGCAAAUAUCAAUCGGUUCUUGGCAAUCGCGUGGAAGGAACAAUGUAAUUAUUGACAACCGUAAACAUCUACACGAAUUUCGUAUCAAGAAUACCUGUAAAACAUUCUUCUAUUUAAUAUGUAAGACGUUUUUAUUGAUAAAUUAGUAGUGUGAAUUUUUUAAUAAAUCAGUUUAAAAAAAAAAAAAAAAAGAA
Heterotrigona itama is the source of this 1530-nucleotide messenger RNA. The record is from the annotation of a GenBank genome assembly. Lineage: Eukaryota; Metazoa; Arthropoda; Insecta; Hymenoptera; Apidae.